Molecule: messenger RNA, 1486 nt
Organism: Neltuma alba
Lineage: Eukaryota; Viridiplantae; Streptophyta; Magnoliopsida; Fabales; Fabaceae
Product: ankyrin repeat domain-containing protein 27-like
Exons: 6
Coding region: 352-1386 (344 amino acids)
Molecular function (GO): protein binding
Source: RefSeq, a predicted model, not a curated record
AGUUAGGCAGGCUCUGUAUAAGCGUGCGCAUUCCCUUUUCUCGAUUAUGGGCUGGUAUUCUUCCCUAAUGCCCACAACACCUUCAAAAAUAAUUACAGAACCAAAAUCAUUCUUAACCAUUAUUUAAGUAACAUAUUGAUUGUGAGCUAGUAUUCUUCCCUUUUCUCGAUUUUCAAGUGGCAUUAAAGAGAUGUGGAUCUCUACCAUUUGCUAGCUGUAGAUCAUAAUUCAUAAGCAGGGCUGGACCUAGUUUUCGUCUUUUUCGGGUUAUUGAACUCUCUAUUGACCCGCGUUCAGGUAGAAUUAGAAGAAAGAUUAAAGGGAAUAUAUGGUCUCCUUGUUUUCUAUAUAAUGGCUCGUUGUUUGUCUCCCUUCUCCACACUCUCUGCUUCUUUAAGACUUGGUUCGGGUGAAGUAACAGUCUCGUUCUGCUGUUUCUUUAAUUUAGAGAUAAUGAAUUCGUCAGUUAGUGCCGAGGAAGUAAAACUGGAGAAACUACGAAGCAAUGCUAUGAGAGGCAAGUGGCCAAAAGUAUUUGAAAUGUAUGUACAAGAAAGGGCGCUACGCACAGCCAAGAUAACGGGAACAGGAGACACAGUGUUGCACAUGGCUGUGUCUAAUGGGCAAGAGAAGGUGGUGGCAAACAUGGUGAACUUGUUAGUUCUUGAAGAGAAUAAGUUGGGUCAGAAUAAUGUGGUGGUUAUAGUGGAUGAAGAUGAUGAGGAAAGCUGGAAAGCGAACAACGUCCUUGGAUCUAAAAAUGAUAGAAAGAAUACGCCUCUGCACUUAGCAGCAACAAUGGGAAAUGUUGAAAUGUGCAGGAAGAUCGGUGGCACAGACCCCUCAUUAAUCACUAGACGCAACAUCGCCGGGGAGACGCCCCUUUUCCUGGCGGCUCUUAAUGGUAGGAAGGAAGCUUUUCUCUGGCUUCAUUAUCUAUAUGUGGCAAGCCAUCGAAUUUCUUCAACUGACGUUGCUCACUGUAUAAGGGAUAACGAUGAUACCAUUCUUCACUGUGCAAUCGAAGAAGGACAUUUUGAUGUAGCAGUCGAAAUAGUUCACCUUUAUAAAGAUCUUGUAAGAAGGAUGAGGCGCAACAAGGAAGGAUUGUCUCCACUUCAUCUCCUGGCAGCAAAGCGCUCAGCUUUCAAAAGUGUUGGGCUACUUGAACUAUCAAUCCUCGGCCAUCCAAUUUAUUGGUUUUCAAAAGUUGAGGGGAAGAAUCAGGCCACGACACUAGAAGAAUUGCAACAAUGCCACAAGGCCCCAUGGAGCAAAGGUCAAGCUUAUUCAAAAAUGGAUAUGGUGCCAUCAGAUACGAAAAAUGAAGGAGAAGCACAGAUGGGCGCUUCAAAUAAUGAGCAAACUUCUUCAGCAUGCUUCUGACGAAGAUAUGUCACAAAUAAUAUCGAGAACCACCUCUGAGCAACUUUCAAUUUCUCUGCAAACAGAAGAGGAUAAUGGUAAAAACAUUCAUGAACACACA